Molecule: messenger RNA, 2238 nt
Organism: Vanrija pseudolonga
Lineage: Eukaryota; Fungi; Basidiomycota; Tremellomycetes; Trichosporonales; Trichosporonaceae
Exons: 10
Coding region: 23-2206 (727 amino acids)
Source: RefSeq, a predicted model, not a curated record
GUUUAACUUCGAGCCUGCGGGCAUGGCAGCAACCGACACGCCGCAGACCUGGCUUCUUGAAGAAUCGCGCGCGCAAAUGGACACGACGAGAUACGGCCGCAGCAGCGACACCACUGAGCCGACGGCGGGGGGCGACGAGCCGGGGGCAUACCCGCUCAUGCCGCUCCGCGAUGGAGCGUACAGCACCCCAUACGACGAGGGAGACAGGAAGGUCGAAGAGGGCGUGAACACCGCGACCUCGACGUCAGUCAAGGCGCACCGACACCACAAGGCCGUGCGCCGCCUGCCUCUGCUGCGUCAGGCCAACCCCGGCGAUGACGAGCCGUGGCUCAAGAAAGAGGACCGGGCUAUCUCUUGGCUAUCUUUGUUCUAUGACCUCGUGGUGGUUACCGUGCUCGGCACGUUCUCCAACACGCACAACGUCCGUACGCCCGACUCAAUCCCCAUCUUCUUCUCCUUCUUCAUCAUCGUUGUCUGUAUCUGGGUGUCCCAAAUCCACUACGACGUGCGCUAUGAGGCCGAGGACGCGUUCCACCGCAUCUUCAAGGCGCUCCAGAUCAUCGUGUUCAUGUUCAUCGGCGCGUCGGGAGGCGGGUGGAACCCAGGGCGUAUCGUCAAGAUCAAGGACGUGGCUGGCGAUGACAGCGCAGCCCAGCGCCAGCUGAACCACGACAAGGCGGCUAUGUCCUUCCUCACUAUUACCCUCGCGUUUGCGGCCACCCGUGCGCUCCUCGCCGUCCAGUACCUUGUCGUUGUCGUCUCCGGAAGACGGAUCAAGCGACGCACCUCGGCCCCGAAGGCAGCGGUCUUCGGCUUGGCGCUGUCUUGCGCCUUUGCCGUUGUCGCUGCCGCUCUGUCCGCAUCCUCGCGCCGCAGGGCCCACAUCAAGGUCAUCCUCUUCUACAUCGGUGUCGGUAUCGACACCCUCACCGCCCUAUGGCAAUACAGUGACUCGGGGCCUGUUCCUGCCGUCGAGAUCGCGGAGCGUUAUGGCGCCUUUAGCCUGAUCAUCAUCGGUGAAGGCUUCGUCGCCCUCAGCGGAAUCUUCAACAAGGCCAUUGACGGGAUCGCAGUGAAAGGCAGCGGUAUUUACCUCCAGGUCUUCCUCGUCAUCGUCGUCAUCAUCAACCUCUGGAGCUUCCUGUUCUCCAACUUCAACGCCGGGGACCGGAUCAACAAAAAGAGGACAUUUGCAUGGGAGAUCCUCCACUUCCCGCUCCACCUGUCCAUGAUGCUCCUCAUCGCGGCCAUGGUCAACGCCGUUGCCAUCGACUCGUUGCAGAGCGGCAUCUCCCAAGUGCUCAGCUAUCUCGAGGAGAUGCAGAAGUGGUUCCUGGAGAACCAGCCUCCUGCCGCGGACGAGAUGCGCAAGAUAACUCUGUUCUUCAAUCGUCUCAAUCCUCAAUUCCUCACCCUCAAGGACGUGAUUCAGGAUGCUAUGAGCACCAAGCCGCCCACCCUGUUUGCUCCCACCAUGUUCUACCAGCUGAUGGGAACCUUCCUCCAGCAAGUUUCGGUCAAAAGCGGCGUGGAUCUGACGGACGCCGCUUCAACACUCUUGGAUGCUCUCAACGCCCUACCGAUUGCCUUCAAUGACACUGUCGUUGAGCUCGGCUCCUCUGGCUCCAAUAUAACCGUCGGGAGUGACAUCCUUGGAAACCUUACCGACACCGCGGGCAACCAGACGUUUGGCGAGAGCCCUCCAUUUACGGCCAACGAGGACACUCUACUCCAGGCCAUUGUCCUCUUGAUCGCACUCACGAUGCGCAUUUCCACAGACGUGUUCAGCGGGAUUCUGUGGCUCUACCCAGUGGCGGGCGCGACGCUGAUCCUCUGCGCCCUUCGUUCGAUGAUGCGCUACCACUUCCGUGGUCAAGCGCACUACGUGAUCCACGGAGCCCAGAUCGGCGUCGGAAUUGCGCUUGGACUCCUCGGCCUUCUCAACAUCGGCAGCGGCGAAUUCUUCAUCGAGACCCACGACACACACUUGAUUGGGGCGAAUCCGAAUAGCAAACCCAUCUACCAGGUGGUUGCGAUGGGUUGGGCGAUUGCGAUUGUCGCAAUCGCGUACACCGCGGUAACGAUAGGCACCCAGCUCUACCUCGUCGUGCUGCACCGUGUGGAUGGCGGCGUCUUUGAGGAACACGAGGGAGAGAACGCCGAGACGUGGCGCGAGUGGUGGCAUAGACUUCGUGGUAAGAACUAAUAAAUGGAAUGGCUGACUGCAUGGGUUCUGCA